GCCUGUCUGUCCUUGCGCCUGCGUACUUCGCCUCCCGCGUCGCCGCGACCCCGAUCGGGAAGUGUCAACCCGGAGCUGGUUCCCCAGUCUUGGCCGCGGCCGCGCACAGCCGAUCCCGGAGCCCCCAGCCAGGCCCGGGCCCAGCCGCCAUGACGAACGUGUACUCCUUGGAUGGAAUUCUGGUGUUUGGUUUGCUCUUUGUUUGCACCUGUGCUUACUUCAAGAAAGUACCUCGUCUCAAAACCUGGCUGCUAUCAGAGAAGAAAGGAGUUUGGGGUGUGUUUUACAAAGCCGCUGUGAUUGGAACCAGGCUGCAUGCUGCUGUGGCAAUCGCCUGCGUUGUAAUGGCCUUUUACGUCCUGUUUGUAAAAUGAAUUCCAAAGCAUCCAUCUCAUCAGCUGCCAACCAAGAGGAUGAGGGUGAAGAAACUGUCGGGGGCCUGGGCCCAGUGUAAGAGAGCUCAGCUAAAAUCAUCAAAGUCCCCAAGAUGACGCCACAGCAUCUGCCCCUACUGUAUAUAGGGGAAAUUCCUCCUGGUUACAAACAUUAUAUAUGCUUCAGGGGACUCCAGAAGGCCAACUUCCUUUGACCUGUGUGUGAAUCAGUCCUCAGCAGAGAGCAUAUAAUGUCCAGAUAAAUUACACCCCACGGUGACAAGAUUACAUACCUCCUGCAUCAAAACCUGUCACCCAUUUUGUUCUUCAGCCCAUCCUGAGGAUCUUUUCAAACCGAGCCUCGUUAGGGAAGGACAUAGGCUAUAUUCACACCUCUUGGAAGGAGGAUUUUCAAGACUUGACUUUUUCCCCCUCCACUGUUUGAUUUGGAUUUGGAAAAUUGGUGGGGGUGGUAGGGGGGGCGGUAGGUGGGUGAGGGGGGAGGAGGGGAAUAGGAGUUAAACAAUACCAAGAAAAAUGUUCAGCUUUGGAAAUUUCUCUUUCAUAUACCCAUCUGGGAACAGAAAAGAGAGGCAUGGUCCUCACUGCAAAAAGAGGAGAGAUGAAAUAGCUGUGCUGUGUUGGUAGCUCAAGAGUUUGCCAAGAAAAUCUGGGCCUAUAUAAGAUUUAGGAAUUAUCUGUCUGUGAUGAGACCAGAAAGCAGUAACUUUGGGAUGAGAAAAAUGUUCUGUUCGCCAGUAUCCCCCAAAAGAGACUUCAUCCCAUCAAAUGGUAUAGAGAAAAUGAAUCCACUGUUGUAAUUUUCCUAAAACCUUUUUAUGUACUCUAAAUUACUGAGUACUAAAUAGCGUUACUCAGUCUUAAAUGCCAUUACUAGGGAAAAGAGAAAGUAUUGAAGAAAUAAUUUUUAAUAUAUUUGCAGUUAGAGUAAAAUUUAGUAUAUAAUUCAUACACUAGUAAAGUCAUUUAGUAUAAGAAUUUAUUGUGAUGUUAGAUGGAUGUUUUGUCAUGUUAUCCAAGACACAGCCUUAUUCUGUGUUUGAGUCUGGGUUAUUAUGGCAAUUUUUAAUUGAUUGCUUGUUUUUCUUGGGCAACUCUUAGUUUUCCUCAUAUUGCAGUACUCUUUAGGUAUCUUGGAAACUCUCUGUCUGUAUUAUAAGAACAUGGUAAAUUCAAAUGAGUGAGAGAAGUUGUUGAUAUUCACGGGCAUGUUGGGACAGUUCAUAGAAUCCAUGGAUAAAAUGAGGGUGUUUUCUAAAGUAAAGGAAAACAGAUGUUUGCAAUAGAGAUUAAUAGGCCUUUCCAUGGAUAUGAUACCUUACACAAAUCAUUUUAGAUGACUCAACAUUUGAGAAAAGACCCAUUUAAAAAAGAGAGUUGGUCUAAAAUUAAAUUAUUGUAAAAAGCAAGCAAAAGUAUAGGAACUAAUUGGAUUGUCCAUUACAGUAAAACUUGACUAUGGACAGGUUAGCUGUGGUUGACCCCUGUGUGGCAGGAAAUUGUUUUUUUUUCUUAUCCCCAAAGAAAAGCUGCUAGGAAGUUUAGGUUCCAAAAUAGGCAGUUCAGUGCUUUGAGGGUUUCUAGAGGUAUAGAAAGUCCUCAAGUAAACACUACAUGUCUAAUCAUCUCAGAGUUGUGGCUUUUGCCUCUUCCAGAAUUGGCCUGCAGGGUAAAUUUCAAUGAUUAAUGUGUUUUCCAUUGUCACUUCUGAGGAUCUUUCGCAUGAGGGAAAGGACAUCUAUUGGAAUAGAAAGGAAGAGUUACACCUUGUAGGUGUGUUUGGGACCUGUUGGCCAGCAGGAAUGUCACUCCCUGGAAAUACAGGUUUAGCAUGUUUUGCACUUAUUUUGUAGCUUUAAUGACUUGUUUUCCAAUAGGGCUAAUGUCUCUAAGCUUGGUGAGUAGAGCUGCUUCAUAUUUCAUUUCACAGUUCUAGUUCAAACCAAUUUUUACAACCUCCCAGAUGGGUCACCUUGACCUAAAUUGUUAUAUUUUGAGAUGUUUUCAUACGAGAAUGUACCAAAAACGUGCACAAAAUGAAGGUAAUUUACAGCAAGAAACAAAUACACAGCUUAUUUCAUUUCUUGCCUUUAUGUAAGCAGAUGAGCAGACGGCUGUUUAACUCAUUACUUUGGUUGAUGUGUCAUAUAUAUUUUGACUAAAAAUUAUAGGAAGUUGUUCCUCUGAGCGAGUCUUUUAGGGGUGGAAGCAGGGGGAUAGCAAUAUUGCCUCAGAUUCAAACUGGCAUCACCAUAAACCCUGAAUACCAGGGUGGGAUGGAGUCAGCCUUUUAUAGUUGAAAUACAAUUUUUUAUUCACCACUGUAUGCACAAAUCCUUGAAAAUAAAAUUUCUUUCCCUACUA
Messenger RNA from Canis lupus familiaris (dog), 2759 nucleotides. RefSeq names its product transmembrane protein 167B (gene TMEM167B). The transcript is spliced from 3 exons. Lineage: Eukaryota; Metazoa; Chordata; Mammalia; Carnivora; Canidae. Bases 150 to 374 code for a protein of 74 amino acids. The record is from RefSeq and is a predicted model, not a curated record.